AUGAAAGCUUACUUGUAUUUUGUUCUUGGAUUUUUAGUGAUUGCAGCUGCAACAAUCUAUAACGACUUAAUGCCACCAACUUACGAGUAUUAUGAAUACUACAUUUUUAGAGAUCACCUUCCAGUUGGAAAAGAUAAAAAGUUAACCGUUUUUGGAGCUACAGGAAAUAUUGGUCAUGCUGUAGUUAAAAAUGCUCUCGCUUAUGGAUUUAAUGUUACUGCUUAUGCAAAAAAUUCAUCAAAAACUUUCAGGAAAAACAGUCACCUUCAUGUUGUUUAUGGCGAUUAUGUUAAUAUAGACCAAAUGAAGAAGGCUAUUGAAGGAUCUGUAGCCGUUAUAUCUUGCAUUGGACCAGAAUAUUCAAAGACCGCAACUCACAAUGUUUCUAUCGCCCAUAAAAACAUUAUUAAGGCAGUCGAACAGACGAACGUUACCAGAUUCAUUACAAUCUCAACGCCUGCAUACAAAUACAAAGAAGAUAAAAUGAAUUUUUAUAUCAACCUCUAUGAUCUGUAUGCAACGAAGCUAUAUCCAGAAGCAUAUAAGGAGCAUAUCAGAAUGGCUAAAGAUACAGAAGAAUCCUCUUUGAACUGGACAGUAGUUCGAUAUAUGAAACCAACUGAUGAUCCAGCUUAUGGCCGCAUCCUUAUUAACCAUGGUGAAAAUAAGACCAAUCCAUUUGUUAGUAGAGAGGAUAUUAGCUCGUUUAUUCUCUCUAAUAUUAAUGAAAAUUUGUUUGCUCAUGAUAUGCCAAUUAUUGGUAGAUAA
Trichomonas vaginalis G3 is the source of this 768-nucleotide messenger RNA. RefSeq names its product BVR-B (biliverdin IX beta reductase B)-like domain-containing protein. The transcript has a single exon. The record is from RefSeq and is a predicted model, not a curated record. The coding region runs from base 1 to 768 and encodes 255 amino acids. Lineage: Eukaryota; Parabasalia; Trichomonadida; Trichomonadidae.